CGGGGACGGUUUCCGGGUUUCCCUUCCUGGGCUGGGACAGCGGCAAGAGGCAAAAAGCUCCUGUAGAUUAACGAUUUUUUAAAGUUACGCGCAGCAGGCUCGUCAGGCAUCCAGUCAACAGUUGCAAUGUCUCAAUCUGGAGAGAAAGGCAAGUUCCCAGAUGCAACAGGUUAUGUAGGGUUUGCCAACCUCCCAAACCAAGUGCACCGAAAAUCAGUGAAAAAGGGGUUUGAAUUUACCCUAAUGGUUGUAGGGGAGUCUGGUUUGGGAAAAUCAACACUUAUAAACAGCCUGUUUCUCACUGAUCUCUACCCUGAACGCUACAUCCCUGGUGCCGCAGAGAAGAUUGAGAGGACGGUGCAGAUCGAGGCAUCAACUGUGGAGAUCGAAGAGAGAGGAGUGAAGCUUCGCCUCACCGUGGUCGACACCCCUGGAUAUGGCGACGCCAUCAACAGCCAGGACUGCUUCAAGACCAUCAUCCAGUACAUUGACAAUCAGUUUGAGCGAUACCUCCACGAUGAGAGCGGGCUGAACCGAAGACACAUAGUGGACAACAGGGUGCACUGCUGCUUCUACUUCAUAUCUCCAUUUGGACACGGUCUCAAGCCUCUGGAUGUGGAGUUUAUGAAGGCCAUCCACAGCAAAGUCAACAUAGUCCCAGUUAUUGCCAAGGCUGACACACUGACCCUGAGAGAGAGGGAUCGCCUGAAGAGAAGGAUCCUGGAUGAGAUCGCGGAGCACGGGAUCAAAAUUUAUCAGCUACCUGACGCCGACUCUGACGAGGAUGAGGAGUUCAAGGAGCAGACCAGAGUCCUGAAGGCGAGCAUCCCUUUUGCUGUGAUUGGCUCCAACCAGCUGAUUGAGGUGAAGGGGAAGAAGAUCCGUGGUCGUCUUUACCCCUGGGGAGUUGUUGAAGUGGAGAACCCUGAACACAAUGACUUCCUCAAGUUACGUACAAUGCUUGUAACCCACAUGCAAGACCUCCAGGAAGUAACUCAGGAUCUGCAUUAUGAGAACUUCCGCUCAGAGAGACUGAAGAGAGCGGGCAGGGCUGUGGAUGAGGAUGUGUUGGAUAAGGACCAGAUCCUGCUACAGAAAGAGGCCGAGCUGAGACGCAUGCAGGAGAUGAUCGCUCAGAUGCAGGCACAGAUGAAGAUGAAAUCAGACGAGUGAAGGAGUCGGAGCAGAAGCUGAUCCAGGUAUCCGGGAUCACAUCAUCUUAAUCUGUGCACCACUUCUACUUUUUCCCUCCAAACAUCCAUCCAUCAGCUGUUCAGGAGCUCACCACUGAUGUGUUUUGUUUUGUUUUUUUUCCUUCAUCAUCUUGUCAAGACUCUUCUUACAAUCCACAUACGAAUCUCGCUGAUCGUCCUGUUAUGUGGGUAUGAGUUUGCUGAGUGGGACUGAGCAAAAUUGAAAAAGUGUGAACAUAAAAAUGUUUCAAUACUGGAUGAUUAUCAUUGACAUAUCUGUUAUUUAGCCUUUGAUCUUAAUUGUGGUCCACAGAGCUGCCAGUGACAAUGGUACUAAGAUGUUUUGCCAUCACACUAACAUGUUUACAUAAUUUUAUGUAGGAGUUGUGCAUUUUUGUUCAAGUCCAAGCUUCAGAUGGCACCAUUUUCCAUUUACUUUGCUGAAAAAAAAAAACAAAACAAAAACUGUUCUGAUUCUCAUGUUUUCUAUCACCUUUACCUC
Messenger RNA from Chelmon rostratus (copperband butterflyfish), 1695 nucleotides. RefSeq lists its product as uncharacterized. The record is from RefSeq and is a predicted model, not a curated record. Lineage: Eukaryota; Metazoa; Chordata; Actinopteri; Chaetodontiformes; Chaetodontidae. The transcript is spliced from 12 exons. Gene Ontology annotation, biological process: regulation of exocytosis; cytoskeleton-dependent cytokinesis; cell division. The coding region runs from base 127 to 1173 and encodes 348 amino acids. Gene Ontology annotation, molecular function: molecular adaptor activity; GTPase activity; GTP binding. Gene Ontology annotation, cellular component: septin ring; septin complex; synaptic vesicle.